GUAAUACAAGGUGGUGUCACGCAAGGUGAAAUAGGAAGAGCAUGUUAUGACCAGCAGUUUUAGGGGUGAAACUUUAGCCAUGGACCUUAACCGGCCUGCCGCCUCUAUCACCUUCGGCAAGAAGAAGGGAUGGUUUGUAAACAGACAAACUGCAUUGAUGCUCUCACUUCUCUUCGCGGUUGUCAUUGUAGCCACCGGACUUCUUGUCUACUAUUACGUUCCGCAUGCCCGGAAGUCAGGGCAAGAAUCUAUGGACCGGAAAGACAUCAAAGAACGUGCAUCAAAACAGCUCUCCGCAGUCUCACCUGUUGUGACUUCUAACACCACCGAGUCACCUCAGGAGAAAGUAAUUGUUAGACUACCCAGAGCCCUUAAGCCUCUCCACUAUAUGGUUAAACUUCAGCCUUUCGUCAACGGCAACUUCAGCAUCAUGGGAUACGUCGAGGUGGAGAUGAUGGUUGCAGAGCCAACCUUAAACAUUACUCUUCAUAUUGCUGAUAUAAUCACGAAGAACGAAACUAUCAAGGUGGUAUCUUAUGAUGACCCAAAGGAACCCAGGAUAGAAAUUUUGCAUCAUGUUUUUGACAAAGAAAAAGAGUUUUACAUUGCUAUGUUAAAUAAGGAGCUAAAACCUGGCAAGAAAUACGUUCUUUCCAUGGAGUUCGUUGGCUACCUAAAUGACAAGCUCACAGGCUUCUACAGAUCUUCGUACAUGGAUGCACAAGGGAAUAAAAAGUGGAUUGCUGCAACUCAGUUCCAGCCAACGAGCGCCAGAAAAGCUUUUCCAUGUUUUGAUGAACCUGCGAUGAAAGCCACUUUUGAAAUUUUUCUGGCCAGGGAAUCAUCAAUGUCUUCUCUUUCAAAUAUGCCGAAGUCUGAAACAACACCAAUCGAGGGUCAAAAUGGGUGGGUGUGGGACCACUUCAACACGAGCGUGCCCAUGUCCACCUACCUGGUCGCCUUCGUCAUCUCCGACUUCGCUAGCAUGGAGUCCAACGCCAGCGAUCACGUUCUCUUCAGAGUGAUGGCUCGAGAGUCUGCCAUUCAGCAGGCAGACUACUCCCUCCUUAUAGGUCCGGAAACCCUGUCUUAUUUUGAGGAGUACUUCAACGUCACAUACCCUCUCCCUAAGCAAGAUAUGGUCGCCAUUCCUGACAAGGAUGGUCCCAUGGAGAACUGGGGACUCAUUAUUCACAGGGAGUCGACGAUGUUGUACGACCCAGCGGUGUCGUCUACGAUGGACAAGAAGUCGGUGGCGCUGACGGUGGCUCACGAACUCUCUCACCAGUGGUUUGGCAACCUCGUCACACCCGACUGGUGGUCAGACCUUUGGCUCAACGAAGGGUUUGCAACAUUUAUGCAAUACAUCGGUGUGGAUCAUGUUGAACCUACCUGGAAGAUAAUGGAGCAGUUCAUACCUGAUGUGCUCCAGAGUGUGUUUACUGUAGACUGGCUGGAGACCUCACACCGCCUCAGCUUCCCAGUGGAACAUCCGGAUGAAAUUAGAGAGAUAUUUGAUAUUAUCACCUAUUCUAAGGGGGCGUCUGUUAUUCGCAUGAUGACCUACUUCCUGACGGAGAAGACCUUCAGGAAAGGCGUCACCAACUAUCUUACAAGUCUGAAAUAUAAAAAUGCUGAGCAAGACGACCUGUGGCAGUACCUGACAGUAGCUGCUCAUGAAGACGACACACUGCCGAAAGAUAUGACAAUGAAGAAGGUCAUGGACACCUGGACGCUGCAGAUGGGUUACCCUGUCAUCAAGGUUGUGAGGAGCUCAGACGGCACCUCGGCAAACAUCACUCAGGAACGAUUUUUGAUGGUAUGGGACCAAAACUAUUCAGACACUCAUUUCUACAAGUGGUGGGUUCCACUAACAUACACGAGUCAAGAUAACCCAAAUUUCAACAACACUCAAACACAAGUAUGGAUGAAGGAUUAUGAGGCAAAGAUCACAGUCUCUUCUCUGCCAAGGAAGGACCAAUGGGUCAUCUUCAACGUACAGGAGAUAGGUUUUUAUAAAGUGAACUAUGACGACGACAACUGGAACUUGCUCAUUAAGCAACUGAACAGCGAUCACAAAGUUAUCCAUGUGAUAAACCGUGCUCAGAUCAUCGACGACGCCAUGGACCUCGCACAAGCUGGUCAGCUAUCCUACAAGACAGCACUGGACGUGAUUGCUUACUUAGGAAACGAAGAGGAGUAUAUUCCUUGGGAAUCUGCUCUGUCCAAUCUCGUUUACCUAAAGAAAAUGUUCAUCCGCUCGAAGCACUAUGGCGCACUUAAGAACUACUUGCUCAACCUCCUGACUCCGUUAUAUGAGUCUGUCGGCUUCCAAGACAACAUAAAUGAUCCUCAUCUGGAGCAGUUAAAGCGGGUCAAGGCACUGACGUGGGCCUGCAACCUAGAGUACCAGGACUGUGUCAACAACUCAGUUUCACUUUAUCAAAAGUGGAUGGAGAACCCAUCUAACCGCAGCAUUGUGUCCCCUAACUUGAAGAGCAUAGUGUACUGCACCGCUAUUGCUGCUGGUGAUGAGGAGGAGUGGAACUUUGGCUGGAACCAGUACCUCAACUCCAACGUUGGCUCUGACAAAGAAGUAAUACUUAGUUCACUAGGUUGCUCUAAGAAGAUCUGGAUAUUGUCUCGGUACCUUGAUAUGGCUUUCUCAAAUAAUAGCGGUAUGAGGGAACAGGAUGCACCUAUAGCCUUCGUCGCUGUGGCCAGAAACAGUGUAGGCCACUACCUAACCUGGAACUAUGUUAGGGAUAACUGGCAGAAAAUUACGGACUUUUUUGGGUCUGGUAUAUUCGUCCUCUCCAACAUCAUUGAGAAAGCUACUGAGACCUUAAACACACACCUGGAAAUGAAGGAGUUGAAGCUGUUAAAGGGAAAGGCACGGGGGCGAAUUCGACCAGAAAAACCCGGGACGGGUUGA
Cherax quadricarinatus is the source of this 2935-nucleotide messenger RNA. RefSeq names its product aminopeptidase N. Gene Ontology annotation, cellular component: cytoplasm. Gene Ontology annotation, molecular function: peptide binding; zinc ion binding; metalloaminopeptidase activity. Lineage: Eukaryota; Metazoa; Arthropoda; Malacostraca; Decapoda; Parastacidae. Gene Ontology annotation, biological process: proteolysis; peptide catabolic process. The record is from RefSeq and is a predicted model, not a curated record.